UUUCAGAAUCAUGUAAACUUGGAAGGAAGAGGAACCAAACCAAAGAUUCUAGUGGGUAGGUUGUCAGGGGUCUACGUUGUGAUAAUUUGUCGGUGACGGAUCUCAACAAUUAGAAUUAAAAAAUUUCAAAUUUGAAUAGUGUGAAAUUUUUUAUUCCGUGAAGGGAAAAAAGUGAAUCAGUUAUUCAGUUAAUCAGUUAAUCAGUUAAUCGAACAAAGAUCAGAAAAGUUAAUUUCAGCGAACAGACUUUUAUCAGUCCCACAGUAAUAUCAAUAAUCAGUCUUAUCAGCUACAUUCCUAAUCAGUCCUGAUUGAAAUCAGAUACUGAAGUAAUUUGAUACUUUCCACAGAUUUACUGAUUUAAACCCUCAGGAUGUAUAUAUCCCUUGAAAGAGAGUCUAGUCCUGUGGACUGGUGUGAGGACAACUAUGUAGUCUCCCCUUAUAUAGCUGAGUUUGUUAACACAAUAUCUAAUGUACUGUUCCUUGUUCUGCCUCCUGUUCUAAUGAGUUUACAUAAACCAUACGCAAACAAAUGCGGGAAAGGUAUUCACAUAGUUUGGUUUUUAUUGAUAGUUGUCGGUCUAUCCUCAGCAUAUUUUCAUGCCACUCUCAGCUUACUAGGACAGUUGUUGGAUGAAAUGGCAAUUCUUUGGGUAAUAAUGGCUGGAUUCUCAUUAUGGUACCCCCGGGCUGCUCUGCCCCCCAGCUGGCGUGAAGACCCCGAAGGUCGAAGAAAGUUCUCAGUAGUGUGUAUGCUCGGCGCCACCCUAGCAACAUUUUUAGGCUUCCUUCAACCAGUUGUAAAUGCAUUUUUCUUGUUUACAUUGAGUGUUCCCGCUAGUGUACUGCUUGCACUACAGUUAAAGGUUGAGAAUGACGUUAGGGUGGUGAGCCUGGGGAAGCGAAGUAUUCUUCUCUGGAGCUUAGCAAUAUUUUGCUGGGUUAACGAUAGGCUGUUUUGUGAGUUCUGGUCUGGUAUUGGGUUCCCAUAUCUCCAUGGGUUCUGGCAUGUUCUCAUAUUUCUGGCCUCAUACACCGCAAUUGUACUCUUUGCAUAUUUUGAGGUUAAGAAUCAUAUCCCAGGAGAAUCCCCAAUUUUAAGAUAUUAUCCUGUUGAUGAAUGGCAGUUUGGUAUUCCCUACGUUAUCCUUGACCAGCCAAAACUAACCAACGGCAAGCACCAUUAAUCCAACAUGGCGGAGUGGAUUGUCACGUGAUUGACAAAACAGAAAUGUUUGGUUUGGAUAAACGUCAAAAUGUUACGUUGACACUUGUAUGAAAAUGUUACCAACUUACAUCACAUUUACAAACAUUGGCGCCUCACUUUAUUUAAACUUUAAAUGAAAACGUAGUUGGCACAAAAGUUUCUCUUUUGCGAUACGACUGCGGCUGGCAGUGUCAGUAAAUGUUAAUGUUAUUAAAUUUCUGGGGAGCGGGACAGUUAUCUAUAUUUAUGUGAAUUA
Molecule: messenger RNA, 1465 nt
Organism: Eurytemora carolleeae
Lineage: Eukaryota; Metazoa; Arthropoda; Copepoda; Calanoida; Temoridae
Gene: bwa
Product: alkaline ceramidase
Exons: 12
Coding region: 374-1189 (271 amino acids)
Biological process (GO): ceramide metabolic process
Cellular component (GO): membrane
Molecular function (GO): hydrolase activity, acting on carbon-nitrogen (but not peptide) bonds, in linear amides
Source: RefSeq, a predicted model, not a curated record